AUCAUCAAUAAUGUCUUUCUCGCUGUAUUAUCCGGACAGUAACAGUCUGAUUCUGGCUUACGGCGCCUCUUAGUGGUGACGGAAAGUACUACGUGAUGACGCUCUCAUCCUGCGCUACCUACGCAUCAUUCCGUAGCUACGUAAACACGUGCACUUCACUGCUUCCAGGUUUCUGCCUUUUUCCCCACUCCACCGUCAUCCUCGCGCUCUUGCAUCACUCCUUGACAGCAGCAGAGAUGGCGGAGCCCGUAGCAUCGGAUGCAGUGGCCGCAACGGACGAUACAGCGACGGCAGCAUCACCCGCACCGGGCCUCUCUCCCGCGGCUAGCCCGGGCUCGGAGCCUCCAUCCAUGGCUCUGUCUCCAACCGCGGACGGCUCCCAGCGGUUGCUCUUCUCCCACGACCUGGUCUCCGGACGGUACCGCGGCUCAGUCCGGUUUGGCCUCGUACGGAUGAUCCACGGUGAGGAGGAUUUCAAUUCAGACUCGGACCUCGACGAUGGCGGAGGGAGAGGCGGAGGUGGUGGCGGGGAUCGGGGUGGUGGUGGCGGGGGAGGAGGAGGUGGAGGACGAGUCCCCUGUGGUUCGGACACUGAGAGCGCGGUGGACUCUCCCAGUCGCCCUCUUGGCAGGGGAUUUGUCCGCGUCCAGUGGUACCCUGAUGGAGGAAAGCAAGACAUCAGGGAGACAAAGCUGAAACUUGAAGAUCGGUCUAUCGUCAUCAGAGACAUCGUACGACGGAAUAAUUCCAACGACAACCAGUGUGGCAUCGUGACCAACAUCGACAUCGAGUGUGCGGUGAAGCUGGUGGGAACAAACUGUGUGUUGUAUCCAGUCAACAGCAGAGACCUGCAGCACAUCUGGUCUUUCAUGUACGGCGACUACAUCGCCUACGACUUCUGGCUGGGGAAAGUGUACGACCUGACCAAUCACAUCAUCCUCCAGCUUUCCAACGGAGCCAGAUGCUCCAUGAGUGUGGAAGACGGUGCCAAGCUUUACGACGUCUGUCCACAUGUCAGUGACUCGGGUUUGUUCUUCGAUGAGGCGUAUGGCUUUUACCCAGGCCAGGUCCUGAUUGGCCCCGCUAAAGUCUUCUCCAACGUACAGUGGCUGUCGGGGGUCAAACCUGUCCUCAGCAGGAAGUGCAAGUUCAGGGUGGUGGUGGAGGAGGUGAAGGUGGUGGAGCUGAAAGUAACGUGGAUCACAAAGAGCUACUCCCCCAAAGGCUCUGACAGCGUCUAUCCACCUCCAUCCACCAUCACACAGGAAAACCUCUGCAGAGUGAGGCGUCUGGGCUACUACGACCACACCCAGAGGCAGCUAGGGGAGAGGGCGCUUUACGUUUUCCCCGCCAAAGGUGAUGCCACACGCAUCACCUGCGAAGGACCCGAGGGUGCCCCAGUUCUGCCAGAGGACCCCGUUGCCAGAAAGCUAAAAAGGAUGUUUAAGAAGGAUUCUGGGAAGAAGACGGAUAAUGUCGACUCACAAGCCGAGCACAAAUCUGAGCAGACGGACUCGUCUCAUCCCAACAACAACGGCCCCGUGAUGCCGCCCGAGUCCCAGAACACCAACGACACCACAGCCGAACAGCCGGAGCAGGACGCCGAUGACGAGGCUGCAGAGGACACAGACGACACUAGCUCUCUGACGUCGUCUGCAAGUUCCACCGCCUCCUCCCAGAGCGGCGGCCUGGGAACCAAUCGCAAGAAGAGCAUCCCACUCUCCAUCCGCAACCUGAAGAGAAAACACAAGAAGAAGAGGACAAAGUUCUCCCGCGAGUUUAAGCCUGGAGACCGGGUGGCAGUGGAAGUUGUUUCCACAAAGACCAUCGCUGAUGUGAUGUGGAAGGACGGGUGGGUGGAGAAGGGGAUCAGAUCGAACGACCUCAUUCCCAUUCAGCACCUUGACAGCCAUGAGUUUUGCCCCGGGGACUUCGUGGUAGACAAACGACCCCAAGCCCUGCAGGACCCUGGAGUGUACGGGGUCAUCCAGUCGGGCGAUCACAAGGGUAGAACAUGUGUCGUCAGGUGGAUCGAACUCAACUCUACUGGUGAUGAUGUGAAGGUUAUCGGAGUGGAGGAGGAUGUCAGCGUGUACGACAUUGCAGAUCAUCCAGAUUUCCACUUCCGCACCACAGACAUCGUCAUCAGAAUAUGGAACUCAGAGAACGGACACAAUGACUGUGAAAAUGAGACAUCAGUCGGCCAGGUGUCCAGGGUGGAUGUCAGCAGCAAAGUGGAAGUUGUGUGGGCAGACAACUCCAAGACCAUCGUCCUUCCACAGCAUCUCUACAACGUGGAGUCUGAGAUCGAGGAGACGGACUACGACUCUGUGGAGGAGACCAGUAGCGUCCUGUCCACCGAGGAGUGGGAGGACGAGAGCGACAGCUGGGAGACGGACAACGGCCUGACCACUGAGGACGACAGCCACGUUAACAAUGCAGAUGCCACCGACACGGCGACGCCCACCCCUACACCCACGGGCUCCAUGGCGUUUAUCAUCCCCCCAAAAGAGGGCAGCAAGGCCGGCAUCACCAGCCCCACCAAAGGGGUCCCUGGAGAGGAGGGAGAAGCAUCAGUGGCUGUGGCCAGUCCUGCUUCUGGAGGAGGAACCACUCCAGGAGGAGCAGUCAACGGAGCAGAGAAGCCCAGCAAGGACAGCACCUCGCGAGGCUUCAGGGAGCUGAGAGAGGCUCUGAAGAUCCUGGAGAGCCUAAAGAAUAUGACGGUCGAGCAGCUGUGGACAGGCGGCUCACCAACCUCCCCAACCUCCGCAGAACCCGCCUCCACGGCCAACGUGGCGAGCUCGGUGACGCCGGCAGCCCCUGAGAAACCCACCAAGGAAAAACGCUUCCUGGAUGACAUCAAGAAGCUGCAGGAGAACCUGAGGAAGACGCUGGACAACGUGGCCAUCGUGGAGGAAGAAAAGAUGGAGGCUGUGGUGGAGGCUGUAGGGAGUGGAGGGGCAGGCACAGAGGCAGAAAGAGCUGGAGAGGAGAAGGCCCAGCAGGAGCCGCAGACCCCAGUGGGGGGGCCAGAGUGGCCCAGUGAGUUCCUCAGUGACACACCAGUACUGUGCCAACAGAGUGGAGGGAAACCUGGAGUGACUUUUACCAGUGCCAAGGGGGAGGUGUUCUCAGUGCUGGAGUGGGCACCAGACACUCACUCAUUCAUGAAAAUGGAGUUUCAGCCAGCGGAGGCGAAGAAGUUUUUCAGCACAGUGAGGAAGGAAAUGGCUCUGCUGGCAACGUCGCUGCCUGAUGGCAUCAUGGUCAAAACCUUCGAAGACCGCAUGGACCUUUUUUCAGCUUUGAUCAAAGGACCAACUCGAACGCCGUACGAGGACGGUCUGUUCCUGUUCGACAUCCAGCUGCCGAACAUCUACCCGGCCGUGCCGCCUCUCUUCCGCUACCUGUCCCAGUGCAGCGGCCGCCUCAAUCCCAACCUCUACGACAACGGGAAGGUCUGCGUCAGCCUGCUGGGCACCUGGAUCGGAAAGGGCACCGAGAGAUGGACCAGCAAGUCGAGCCUGCUGCAAGUCCUCAUCUCCAUCCAAGGCCUGAUCCUGGUCAACGAGCCGUAUUAUAAUGAGGCUGGCUUCGACAGUGACCGAGGUCUGCAGGAGGGAUACGAGAACAGUCGCUGCUACAACGAGAUGGCUCUCAUCAAGAUGGUGCAGUCCAUGACGCAGCUCCUCCAGAAUCCUGUUGAGGUCUUCAAGCAGGAGAUCCAGGAGCACUUCAUUUCCAGCGGCUGGCGAUUAGUCCACCGCUUGGAGGCGUGGCUCGACCUGAACGAGGCUGCGGAGAGAGGCCAUGCUGCUCUCUCGUCCUCCAGGAGCCACCACUUAAGGGACAGAGCCCCCCCCGCGGAGCUGCUGGAUGAGCACCCGGCCGGGGGACUGGGUCUCGUGGCUGUGGCCCACAACAGUCCCAGUAAGCCUGGGGAGAAGGCGAGCACAGGAGGAGUCAGCAGCAUCAUAGAGGAGGAGCUGGAGGAUUCAGGGUUGAGUCCUUCCACUAGUUCUCAACAAGAGAUGAGCCAGAACUCAGACUGCGACCUCACCAAGGGGAGCGGCUCUACGGGCCCCGGCUCUGUAGUCCGCAGCGGGACCUCAGAACCAGGUCCUAGCACCACCGGAGGAGGUGGGGUCAUCUCUUCAGGAAGCCAGCCGGUGGUCCGACCAAAGAAAAGGCGGAAGAGCUACCGGAGUUUCCUCCCAGAGGGCAGCGGCUACCCGGACAUCGGCUUCCCGCUCUUCCCGCUCUCCAAAGGCUUUGUGAAGAGCGUUCGAGGCGUGCUGCUGCAGUACCGAGCAGCGCUGGCCGCCGCCGCCAUCCCCGAGCACAUAGAGGACAAUGACCCCUCAGAUGAGUGUGAUGGAUAAAAGAGGGGUGGACAAACCUGCUGGAGCCACAUACAGUACAUAAAAAAGAAACUUCAUCCUUCCAUGAAAGCAGGUAAAAACUGAGCUUUUUACUGGAGUGGCUCAGUUUCAAGAGAAGUUUGACUUUACCGGAGGCUUGAAUGCAAAAAAAAGGGACUGAAUGAGAUGAAAAAUCAGUGCCAUGAACCUUCCUCCGCCACCUUCGUCAUCAACUGCAGGACCGGCCAGGUAGCCGCUCUGCUGCCUGAUGGGUGGAACGCGGACGUUAGCUGGUCUGGAGGCUGGAUCAAACUGCAGCUAUCUGUAGCACUUCUGAUGUUAUCACUGUACCAUCCUGCACUAGAACAAACCAACCGAGGGACAAUCCGGGCGUAGAAAUGCUCACUGAGAGGACCUUUUAGAAGUAGGAGUCACUGGUCGUACGGUCUUCUGCCAAAUUCUCUCACAUUCACAGCAGAACAGGCUGAAUGUCGGUAAAACUGCCAGCGACCGCUUCACCACUUCUUCCUCUACACAGUUUACAUGCAGGUCACCUCUGGAUCGUCGUCGCGGCUGUUUGGUUUAAGACGGUUUAAACGGGAAGGAGUCGGUGCCUCUUCAUGCAAAAGUGGGAACUCUGCUUUGUUUGGUGUUUUGAGGCGUUUUUUUGUUUUUUAUAUAUAUACUGAUGGAGGCUGAAAUGGUUUCAGUCUGAAGCUUUACCCAUCAUGCUCCACUCCUCUGUGAAGGAGGUGAACCCACAUCACUGCACAUGACACUGUUUAAAUAGAAAAAUGAACUGUCGGCAUCCAUUCCAUCAUCUCACGUUAACAUGUUGCCUUACUUGAAUCGUUCUUGAUGAUCUCAGACCGUCGUGUACAGACACACAACCACUAACAUCCUGCUUCGGUCAGUGUUUUCCCUCCUCGCUUCCGCUGCUUUCCCUGGUGUCUGUUCAUUUUUCCCUUUCCAGAUGCGACGCAGGAGGUUUCUUGGAAGCAGCAUUGUUCUAAUUAUUAUUAUUUCAUGUUUUCCUGGUUAAACUUACAGAGAAAAUGACACUAAUUACAGCACAAAGAAAAAACUUUUUUCCCCUCUUUAUCCUGCAUAUAUCGUGUGGAAAAAAAGAAUAAAUCAGGGUUUAAUGAUUUAAUGAUUUACUUAUUUACGGUAAACCUGCUGUUUUGCUUUAGAUUGUAUCAUGAAACUCAGAUUUUGGUCCAGUUGUGCUUCCUAAGGGAAAAUCCACACUUUGUUUACAUAAAGAUGAUAACAGAUCACACCCCAGCCCAGACGUCUGGUGUUUUACUUGAAUAAAGAAAUUUGAAGCUGACAAGCAUCUCUGGAUGAGAGCACGUCGUGCCAUUGUGGACGAACGAGUCAGGAGCUGCUGCAUUUUAAGAGACUUAAAAAAAAAACAAGAUUAAUUUGAAUCGAGUGAAUUUUGUUUUGCAUCGUCUUCCAUUCGUUCCUCUGCAGCCCUUUAAAAAAGCGGCAUUCCGACACCAGAUCUGUCCUCCCCUCUGGGGUUUUAUCGAGUCAUUGUUUUGCUGCCUUUAACGCUGGUGGAGGAUGGAAGUGUUGCUUGUUUGCUUUUUCUUUGCUUCCUUAUUGCUGCUGUUUGUAAGAAGUCCCAGUUGUCUGAGGAGCUCGUUUUCCUCCUCUUCACCCGAAGAUGGCGUGAAAAGGAGGAAAGCUCAGCUCUGAAAAGAUCUGAGGCUUCGCUCCUUCGUUUUUCGGCUUCCUCUUCCUCCUGUACACUGACAUAAAGCGGAAAAUGUGAAGCUAAAAGUACAUGAAAGCCCAUGAUGCUAUGUACAAUUUUUCUGUGUAUGUUCUUCAGAUACAAACCACGAUUAUUACUGCAAGAUGUUUGUUUUACAGCCAAAGCAUGUAACAUGUUGCUUUAAGCCUCGUAAAUGGGCUACACACAAGACUUGACUGUAUGAUGUCUACAUUUCCACAGUGGCCUGUUACUGAGAUAUUGUUUAAAAAGAACUAAUAAAGUUAUAAUUUGUAGCCUGAUUCCCUCUGUACAGACAUCAUGAGUAUAUUAAAAUAAGUACAUACAGUAUAUAUUUAACACAAACUUGAGUUCCAACAAGUCACAUGGAUGCUUGGGGCAUAAAUGUACAAAAUGCUGAGUGUGUAUUGUAUUCAGAUUUCAUCUUUUCUUUUUCUUUAUUUUUUUUAAUGAUUUAUUUUUGUUGCUUUAAAACAAAUGUAGUGAUGUAUUAAACUUUGCAAGCAGUACCAUAGAAACAUGGUGGCCUUGUGUUUGAAUCUGUGUCAACUAGAAACCCAAAAACUGAUCAAACUGUAAAUAUGUGAAGUUUACAGAUGGUUAGUAGUUUUUCCCUCUUUUAUAAAAAUGAAAUGAUAUAUUUGAAUGGAAUCAACUCCACUGUAGUGGAAAGAUCUGCAGGGAUGGAUGAGCUUUGUGCUGCGAGGCGGAGGAACACCUGCUGGUUUUGGUCAUUUUCUGGAAUUUGUUGACAACAUGAAAGAUGUGAAGCCAGAAAGUUAUCGAUUGUUGUUU
Messenger RNA from Melanotaenia boesemani (Boeseman's rainbowfish), 6903 nucleotides. It is a transcript of the gene ube2o, whose product is annotated as ubiquitin-conjugating enzyme E2O. The record is from RefSeq and is a predicted model, not a curated record. The transcript is spliced from 23 exons. NCBI's taxonomy places the organism in Eukaryota, Metazoa, Chordata, Actinopteri, Atheriniformes, Melanotaeniidae. Bases 96 to 4385 code for a protein of 1429 amino acids.